AUGGGAAUUUUGGACGAACACCGACAAAUGCGGAAAGCGGCAUGUAAUCGAAGUCGAUUGUCGAAUGUGAUCGACAAUCAAAUGUGCAUGCAAUCGGUCGAACAGAUGGCGUCGCCAAGCUCCAUGCGUCUUCUUCGAAGGAAACGUAACAAGUCAUUCGAGUUGCGAGAAGAAGAGAUUGGAUUGGUUUAUGAUGGCAUUGAACUCAGCGAUAUGGGUCAACCCUCCACGGACAGCUGGCCAUGUCGAGGAAGGAUGGACGUUCCAGGCAUAUACCUAAUAGUUAUUACGUCUUUAAUUCAGGAUACAACCGAUUUGGUUUAUAUCGGUCAACGGAAACGGAUAGAGCUCGUUCGAUGGUGCAGUGUGCUCUCAUCCAGAGGUCGUGCUGAACGAAUAGAUAUCAUUGCUAGAAUUAUCUUCCCAGUCGCCUUCAUUUUGUUCAAUCUCGCCUAUUGGAGUAUAUAUCUGGAAGAGCAAGAUGACUAG
This is a messenger RNA of Ostertagia ostertagi, 489 nucleotides long. Lineage: Eukaryota; Metazoa; Nematoda; Chromadorea; Rhabditida; Trichostrongylidae. The record is from the annotation of a GenBank genome assembly.